Messenger RNA from Oryctolagus cuniculus (rabbit), 3617 nucleotides. NCBI's taxonomy places the organism in Eukaryota, Metazoa, Chordata, Mammalia, Lagomorpha, Leporidae. The record is from RefSeq and is a predicted model, not a curated record.
UUGAAAUACAAGGGGUACCUGUAGUCUAACCUUGAGGAAGUUCUGUGUCAGUGCCUGUAGAAAUGCAUGAUAUUUUUCCUUGGCCUGCAAGACUAGUUGCAUGCAGGUCUGGAGAAAAUAUUCAGAGAAUAUGAACUAUUUGGAGUUAGAACUGCUACCAAUAGUAAUUAUUCAUUUGAAAAUACUUUUCAGAUUUCCAUAUAAAAUAGAUGGCAGCCAUUCAACUUCACUAGCUGCAGUGCCUUUUGAUCAACAGUGCUUUGAGGCUCCCCAGUGAGUGAUUAUGACAUCUAAAUGUUCUACAUUUUCAUGAUUCUCCUUCUUUCAGACUCUGAAUUUGAGGACAUCAGCUGGAGCCCCUCUCUUUUGCACAGUGUGGCUCUGGGAUUUGACCUCUGUCGUGUCGUGCACAGUGAUAUAAGGACAGGAAGAGUCCCCUCUUCUGGCUUUCAGGACUGGGCAGACAUCCCACAUUACAGCUGAAGGAGAGUGAUACCUCUACUGUAGGAGUACUCUCAAGAACAAGAAUUUCUGCUCAUAUUGGGACAUCCCUGUAUUCUAAAAAUUACCGCAGAUGAAAUUAGGAGAAAAUGCUGGCACCUGGGGUGAAGAAGAUCAUCCACAAACAUGUUUUCCAUCUUGCGUUUCUCAUGAGGACAGAAGACCUCAGCUGCAGAGCCUCAGGGCAAAAAGCUUCCAGGUUCCCCCAUGGAUGAGUGGACAGCUGGUCGAAAGAUAUUUCAGUCCAAAAACUGGCCUUGGUUUUUGAUAUUGAGAUCAUCAAAAAGAACCCCCAUUUUUUACCCAACAUGACCUUGGAAUUUGAUCUCUAUAAUGGCAUGCACAGUGACAUGAUGGUGACAGGGAAUCCAUUCCUCUGGCUUGUGGGCCUGGAAUAGGACAUUCCUAAUUACAUGUGUAAGAAAGAGCAAGUCUGUAGCCAGGAUUUCAGGAAUGAGCAUUAGUGUCCAAAUAGGCACACUGCUAGAACUCUACAAAACUCCACAGGACAGAAGACCUGAACUGCAGAGCCUCAGGGCAGGAAAAGUAUCAGAUUCCCCCAUGGAUGAGUGGACAGCUGUUGGAAAGAGCUGUAUCUCCUUGUGACUUGUCAGGAUGGUCCCGACUGCUAUUCCCAGAUGGAACAGAGUUUUUACAAGGAUGGAGAUAUUGAGAUUGCUGCUUUUUUGCACAUUUACACAUAUGAGGUUCCCAUAACCAUGAUGUGGUUCAGCAAAUAUCACAGAUUCAGAUGUGGAUUGGAGGCUUUCCCCUUAAGAUCCUUGUGUAUUUCAUGCAGGUUUCAGUCCAAAAACUACCAGUAUGCUCUGGCCUUGGUUUUUGCUAUUGAGGAGAUCAACAAAAACCCCCAUCUUUUACCCAACAUGACCUUGGGAUUUGGUCUCUAUAAUGUCAUGCACAGUGCUAUGACAGUAAUGGAGAACCCCUUCAUCUGGCUUGUGGGACUGGAAGAGGACAUUCCUAAUUACACAUGUAGGAAACAGAGCAAGUCUGUUGCUGUAAUAUCAGAAAGCAGCAUUGCUGUCCAAAUGGGGACACUGCUGGAACUCUACAAAAUUCCACAGCUGACUCUUGGACCUUUUGAACCUCUUCUGAGUGACAGUGGUCAGUUUCCUUCCCUCUAUCAGAUGACUCCCAAAGACACUUCUCUGGCCCAUGGCAUGGCCUCCUUGAUGCUCCAUUUUGGGUGGACCUGGGUGGGUUUGGCCAUCUCAGACCUCCCAAAAGGUGUUCAGUUUAUGUCUGAUUUGAAAGUAGAGUUACACAAGAAUGGCAUCUGUGUAGAUUUUGUGGAAUUGAUCCCAGCCACUCUAGAGUCACUUUCUUCAUUCCAAUAUGUGUUUCAUAUCCAGAUCCUAAAAUCAUCAGCAAAUGUGGUGAUUCUUUUCUGUGACACUGAGUCACUCAUAGGCGCCAGCUUUCAAUCAUGGGGGGAGUUAAUGAUGUGGAAAGUCUGGGUCACCACUUCACAAUGGGAUUUUGCCAGUUCUGAGAAACCUUUCCUGCUCCACUCAUUCCAUGGGACUCUCAUUUUUUCACACCACCAUAGUGAGAUCUCUGGUUUCAAAAACUUUCUUCGGACAGCUAACCCUUCCAAGUACCCAGAAGACUCUUACCUCUCCAGAUUCUGGUCGCUGGCUUUUAAUUGCUCAGUUACUGGGACAUCCUGUAAAACUUUGCAGAACUGUCCACUGAAUGCUUCCUUGGAAUCCUUGCCUCCGCAUCAUUUUGAUAUGACCAUGAGUGAUGGGAGUUACAACAUAUACAAUGCUGUGUAUGCUGUGGCCCACAGCAUGCAUGAGAUGCUUCUACAAGAGGUAGAAAUGCAGCCAGUGAACAAUGGGGCAAAGGUGGCAUUUUCUCCCUGGCAGUUGCACCCAUUUCUGAAGAAUCUCCAGUUUACCAAUCCAGCUGGUGACCUAGUGAAUUUGAAUCACAGGAAAAAUUUGGAAGCUGAAUACGACAUUCUCAACUUUUGGAAUUUUCCAUAUGGUUUUGGACAUAAGGUUAAAGUAGGGUGGUUUUCCCCACACGUUUCACAGAGUGAACAGUUGUCUCUCUCUGAGAAUUUGAUAGAGUGGGCCACAGGAAUUACAGAGACUCCAUGCUCGGUAUGCAGUGUGAGUUGCAGCCCUGGAUUCAGGAAAACCCCUCUGGAGGGAAAGCCUGCCUGUUGUUUUGAUUGCACACCUUGUCCUGAGAAUGAGAUUUCCAAUCAGACAGAUAUGGACCAGUGUGUGAAGUGUCCAGAUCUUCAGUAUGCCAACACAGAGCGAGACCAGUGCUUCUACAAAAAACUGACCUUUCUGUCUUUUGAAGAGCCCCUGGGGAUGACCCUGGUCUGCACAGCUCUGUGCUUUUCUGUCCUCACUGCUGUUGUUCUUGGGGUCUUUGUGAAGCACCGAGACACUCCCAUAGUCAAGGCCAACAAUCGUGGUCUCAGCUACAUCCUGCUCAUCGCCCUCAUCUUCUGCUUCCUUUGCUCCUUACUGUUCAUUGGUCAUCCCAACACAACCACCUGUGUCCUCCAGCAGACCACUUUUGGAGUGGUGUUCACCAUGGCUGUUUCCACAGUCCUGGCCAAAACUAUCACUGUGCUUCUGGCCUUCAAGUUCACUGCCCCAGGGAGAAGGAUGAGACACUGGCUGAUAUCAGGGGUACCUAACUCCAUUAUUCCCAUCUGCUGCCUGAUCCAACUGGCUCUCUGUGGCAUCUGGCUUGGGACUUCUCCUCCCUUUAUUGACACAGAUGCACACUCUGAGCAUGGCCACAUCAUCCUGGUGUGCAACAAGGGCUCCGUCACUGCCUUCUACUGUGUCCUGGGCUACCUGGGUUCCUUGGCCUUGGCAAGCUUCACUGUGGCUUUCCUAGCCAGGAAUCUGCCUGACACCUUCAAUGAAGCCAAGUUCCUGACGUUCAGCAUGCUGGUGUUCUGCAGUGUGUGGGUGACCUUCCUGCCUGUCUACCACAGCACCAAGUGGAAGGUCAUGGUGGCUGUGGAGGUCUUCUCCAUCUUGGCCUCUGGUGCAGGGCUCCUGGGCUGCAUCUUUGUUCCCAAGUGCUACAUUAUUCUCUUCAGACCUGAGAAGAAUGCU